Pantherophis guttatus is the source of this 2323-nucleotide messenger RNA. NCBI's taxonomy places the organism in Eukaryota, Metazoa, Chordata, Lepidosauria, Squamata, Colubridae. The record is from RefSeq and is a predicted model, not a curated record.
CGCUUCUGGGGGGGGGGAGGCCCCGCCCGCCACCGCCUCCCCGGGGGCCUUUCCAAGGGCGGGAGCCUCUCUGCCUCCCACCCGCGUCCAGGGGAAGGCGGGGGCUCUGCGGGGAAUUUGCGAAGCCUCCCCCGUACACGCCACUCCUGCGAGGGAGGCUCCUCCCCUCCGCGCCCUGAACUGACCCUGGCCCCACCGCCCGGCCCGAAGCGAAACGGGGCUCCUCGCGUGGGUAGAGCGUGGCCGGCGUCCAGGCCCGCCACACCCAGCAGCCCCACGCGGGGCAGGACCGCCGAGCCGGGAAACGAAACCGAAAGCUCCGGUGGCGCUUGGCGUCUACUGCGCAGGCGCCAAGCCUGCUCUUCGCCUCGUGGUCUGCGGGCUGAUCGUCUUCGCGGAGCUCCCCGAAAGCGGCGGCCGAAGCUGCCUUUCCAGCGCCAGGUGGGGAGGGGGCUGCUCCCCGCCCUUGGCCCGAGAGACCGGCGGCCCUCCGGAGGGUGCAGCCUUCCCUUCCAGGCCCAGCAAAGGGAACCAAGGAGCCCCAUGGCCACCUCUGGGAAGCAGACGGCCUUGGGGCAGCUGGGCCAGGAGGCCACCUGUCCACUCUGCCUGGACCUCUUCGAGCAGCCGAUGGUCCUGUCCUGCGGGCACAACUUCUGCCACGACUGCCUGGCCCAGCUGGGCGCUGAGUUUUCUUGCCCCCAGUGCAGAGCCAAGGUGGGGCGUGACAGCGCCUGCCCCAACCAACCCCUGGCCAACAUCGUCUGCCACCUGAAGAGGCUGUGGCUGUCUGGGGGAGCCCAGGAGGAGGGCAGCCGCCGCCAGCUGUGCCAGGAACACGGGCAGCCCCUGCAGACCUUCUGCUCCAGUGAGAAGAGCCUCCUCUGCCCCGGCUGCCUGAAGGGGCACCAGGACCACCCCCUCCUCUCUCUGCCCGAGGCUGCCCAGGAGUACAAGGACCUGCUGGAUGGCCUCCUGGAGCCCCUGAGGAAGGAGGGGCAGAAGCUGCUGGAGCAGAGGCAGGCAGAAGAGCAGAGCCGGCAGGAAUGCCAGGAGCAAUUUGCCUCUGAGAAGCAGAAGGUGGGCCUGGCGCUGGAGUCCCUGCAGGAGCUGCUCCGGGGGGGGCAGUCGGUGUGGCUGGCCUGGCUGGCCGAGCAGGAGGAGAAGAUGGAGGCCGAGUGGGGGGUCGCCCUGGCCCAGCUCUCCGGGGAGGCCUCCCGCCUGCAGCAGCUGAUGGCCCAGACGGAGCGGAAGUGCCGGCAGCCGGACGGGGAGUUCCUGCAGGACAUCCAGGACACCGUAGACAGGUGCCGGAGUUAUGUGGUGGGUCGCGUGGAGAGGGUCUCUCCCAGGCUGCAAGACAGACACAGGACCUUCUUGGAGAAAAACGCUUCUGUAAGGCUGGUGGUGGACAAUUCCAAAGCCUCUCUGCAGAAGACUCUGACCAGGGGGAACCUGGAUCGACUUCUGGCCACGGUGCCUGUGCCACAAGCCCCCCAAACUCCAAGGUCGUCUAAAGUCUACGUCAUGCCGAACAACGCAACCGCCCACCCGCGGCUCUGGUGCCAGGGAUCCACGGUGACUUGGGCCAACACAUAUCAGCAAUGCCCGGAUGUACCAGAGAGGUUCGACCAGGAAUUGUGUGUCCUGGGCAAUGGGAUAUUCACCACAGGAUGGAACUGCUGGGAAGUGACCGUGCAGGAGCCAGACAAUGUCCCUGUGUGGGACAGACCAUGCUGGGCCAUCGGGGUAGCCAAGGAGUCCGUCCGCAGGAAGGGGGGCUUCCAGCUGAGCCCCCAGGAGGGAAUCUGGGCCGUGGGGAAGAGUGCUGGGGGGGAGAUGGUCGCUUUCUCCAAGAGUCCGCAGAAGCUGAGCUUGCGAUGUCCGCUGCGGAGGCUGCGGGUGAGGCUGGGCUACGAGGCAGAAACGGUGGAGUUCCUGGAUGCGGAGACGGAGACUUUCCUCCACAGGUUCCAGACGGGGCCCUUCCUUGGCGAGACGCUCCGGCCUUUUUUCUAUCUGGGCCAGGAGAGGUUCACCCUUCAAUGUGAGCCAUAUCCACAGCCUCCACAAGGGCCCGUGCAUUUCUCAUUCUACAGAUGAGAAAUAUAUGAUAGAAUGGAGAAGAUGAAUAGAUUAUAUUCAAAGUAAAUAUCGAACUAAAAAAUUUCAAAUAGUUUAGGAAUAGAUAGAUGUUGUUAUGUAUUCAAAUUUAGUUUGGUAAAUGGGGAGUUAAAGUAUUAGACGGAGGUAGGAGGUUAUAAUUAGACUAUGUUAGAUUAUGAUCGUUGAAUGUUACACCCUGUAUUUUACUCUGGGAAGU